Molecule: messenger RNA, 1596 nt
Organism: Rhinocladiella mackenziei CBS 650.93
Lineage: Eukaryota; Fungi; Ascomycota; Eurotiomycetes; Chaetothyriales; Herpotrichiellaceae
Exons: 2
Coding region: 1-1596 (531 amino acids)
Biological process (GO): positive regulation of GTPase activity; positive regulation of TORC1 signaling
Cellular component (GO): cytosol
Molecular function (GO): GTPase activator activity
Source: RefSeq, a predicted model, not a curated record
AUGGACUUUACACUCGCGCUCACCCAUUUUUGUGAGGCCCAUGGCCCCAAGUCGGUUCUAUGCACGCAAGUCCUCCCUUUGGACUGCGCGUUGUGUCUCCCGCCCUCGCCACCGUUGAGGGUCAGUUCAUCCUCCGAGUCUCUCACCACCCAAGUCCACGACUCGUCCUUUGAAUCAAACCAUAAUGUCCAGACGCCGUUUCCUCUACGCAAGACAGACACAAAUCUCACCUUACCCACCGACUUCUCCGGCGCAUCCACCACUGUAGAUUCGGAGACCGAACCAGAAAGCCCCACCAUCGAGAAACACCCUUUAUUCCAGACGGUUGAUCAAAAGCGAGAACUCCGUUCGCAGUGGCGCUAUGGCCGAUCACAAGGCGAUACUUGUGCCAGCUGCAGCUUUAGUGUCCCAAAGGCCAUAGCAGAAAAGCUGCCGGCGGGCGCGCCCGGCAGCAAGAAAGCAGCGGACGGUGAAAACAACAUCAAUCCCAGUGCCCCGGUACUGCGGUCUAGGGAAUUCGUCUGCCUCCGUGACAGGAGACGGAAUAGCAGCUAUCAUUCCGUCCAGGAUUCUAAGCCCUCGUCUUAUGGUUCUUCGGUGACAUCAUCCCAUUCACACGCCUCCUCUCAUACAAACUCACCGACACACUCCCAUUCUGACAACUGCCACGACCACACACUUACUUAUCUGACCGCCAAAUCUCCUGACGAUCCAGAAAGCUACGCGCGACUCCGAGCCUCAGUGAUUCGGACACUGUCCUGUGAAUUACUCCCGCGAGGCAUGUCGGACGGUCCUUUCUGUUUCGGCGACUCCAACACAGGCUAUACGAUCGCCUAUGUCUUCCGUCUCACUGAUCCGAAAGCACGCGGUCGACGCCGCGCAUAUGCCUUUCUUGCUCUUGCAGGGAAAGACGCCAGCCGCGCGUUCCAAGCCUGCCCAAUGCUCUGGGAAGCCUUCGCUAACAUGGCCAAGGGUAUUGAAUCGGCGGCUCAGCGAAAUCAAGAAAGACAACGACGAAAAGAAGAAAAAGAAGCGGAAUCCACCGAUGCGUCGAAGUCUGGUGCCAGGAAUUACACGCCCGUUUCGUCGUUCCUUACCGCCCGCAAUGUGGAUCCGGAUGGACAUCCACGACGCGUGGGACAUGCUGCCCCGCGAAGUCUUGCGGAAAUUGUGGGCGAUGAGAAUAUAUUCACCUUCUUACAUCAAUACUUCGUUGCCAUCUUGCGAUGUCUAGGCGAUCAAUUUGGAGGACUGCCUCUGGCGGGGAAGCCGUCCGUCUAUCAAUCUGUUAGCGAAGAGUCACCGCGAUUCUCCAAAACAUCCGUUAUCCGGGGCCAGGGGCAUGUAUCGGAUCCUAGCCACUUCGAGAGUUUGCGCGAUGAUGAUACUACGCCGAAACCGCAGAUGUACGCAAAACAGCAAAGCCAGACGUGGCCGCACACGACAGCCUCCCCUAUUACACAGUCUGUGUCAGUCCCGAUGGAGAAAGAUGAACUGGAAAUUGCGAAGACGCGUGCGAAUAAAGCGUUCAAGUUGAAUCCGCAGUGUGCGCCAUUGACGGUCAAUGAGACCGCGCAGCGCCAGGUGGUCGUUUAG